Molecule: messenger RNA, 243 nt
Organism: Penicillium diatomitis
Lineage: Eukaryota; Fungi; Ascomycota; Eurotiomycetes; Eurotiales; Aspergillaceae
Exons: 3
Coding region: 1-243 (80 amino acids)
Source: RefSeq, a predicted model, not a curated record
AUGCCUCUCGUUGUGCCAGGAGUCAACUCCGAUAUGGGCGACAAGUCCGAGUGGGUGAACAAGCUCAUGGGUAAGAAGAUUAGUGACAGCACUAGCGACGAGGUGUCUUUCGCCAAGAAAGAUCUCCCCCAGUCUCACCGUGUCCUUAAGCCUGAUGACAUGAAGAGCAUGGAUCACAACCCUGACAGAUUGAACGUCCACGUUGACCACGACGGCACCGUUCGGAAUGUCACUUACGGUUAG